This is a messenger RNA of Dentiscutata erythropus, 698 nucleotides long. Lineage: Eukaryota; Fungi; Glomeromycota; Glomeromycetes; Diversisporales; Gigasporaceae. The record is from the annotation of a GenBank genome assembly.
AUGGAUCUCAAAUACCUUUUAAUUUUGUUGUUUCUUGUAUUCUUUAUUUCUUCUGUUCACAAUCAAGCAGUUUAUGAAUGUGACUAUAAUACUACAUGUAAAUGUCCUAAACUCCCACAGGGACAAUAUUGUGGUGGUCAAAUUGGAUGCAAUCCGAACAAUGUAUAUGAAUGUAAUCCUUCUGGCGGAACCUGUGAAUAUGGUUAUAGAAUAUCAUGUGCAUGUUGUGGGAAAUUAACAUGUCAUCCGGAUGAAACUAUAACAGUUACUGUAACGAAGCAUGUGACUGAUACUUUAUCAGUCACCGUAACAACAUCUUUGACAACAACUCUUACUAAAACAGAAAUACUUACUGUUACAACACCUGUAAUGACAACGGUAACAAAAACGGAAACAACAACCAAAACAGCAACCAAAACAACAACUGAAACAACAACGAUAACAACAACCGAAACAACAACCAAAACAACAACCGAAAAAACAACGGUAACAACAACCAAAACAGCAACCAAAACAACAACCGUAACAAAAAAAGUUCCUUUCGUAACUAUUACAAUUCCAUGUCACCCUAUCAAUGAUCCAGGGUCACCGUCAUUUAUUAAAAUGCUUGAUAGUAUAACAGGUAUAUUAGUUAUAAUUUUUGCCACAAUGUGGGUAUGCUUAUUUCAUAGACCAUCUCAGGAACGUGAUGAAAUAAG